This is a messenger RNA of Tauraco erythrolophus (red-crested turaco), 1342 nucleotides long. The record is from RefSeq and is a predicted model, not a curated record. NCBI's taxonomy places the organism in Eukaryota, Metazoa, Chordata, Aves, Musophagiformes, Musophagidae.
GGAGCAGGUGUCCGCGUGCGUUUCCAUCCUGGAGAGGCUCCUGCCGGCCCUGGACCCGCUCUACGUGAUCCAGAACCUCAGAGAAGAGCUUCAGAAAGGGCUUUUCCACCCCGACGACUCCGUGAAAAUCCUCUCCAUCUCUCAGGUUGGGAGGAUCGUUGAAAAUUCAGAUGCUGUUACAGAAGUUCUCAACAGUCCUGAAUUGUUACGGCAAGUAAUAAAUUGCAUUGGUGGAGAGAAAAUAGCAGUGGCUAAAGAGGCCAUCAAAUCUCUCUCAAGAAUAGCACAGACGCAAGAUGGCUUAGAGGCUUUAUUUGUGAGCAGUUUGUUGAGUGACUUGAAAAAUGUCAUGGCAACAAGUGAUGUCGUUCGAUACCGAGUGUAUGAGUUAAUUGUCGAGAUUUCUUCAGUGUCAGCAGAUUCACUAAAUUACUGUGCAAACAGUGGAUUAAUAUCAGAGUUAAUUGGAGAGCUGACUGGAGACGAUGUGCUGGUCAGAGCUACGUGUAUAGAGAUGGUGACCUCACUGGCCCAUACUCCACAUGGGCGUCAGUACCUUGCUCAACAAGGAAUUAUUGAUAAAAUUUCAAACAUCAUCCUUGGUGCAGAGUCGGAUCCUUUCUCGGGCUUCUAUUUACCAGGAUUUGUUAAAUUUUUUGGAAAUCUGGCUGUUGUAGACAGUCCACAGCAAAUCUGUGAACGAUACCCUGUCUUUAUGGAAAAAGUCUUUGAAAUGGCAGAAAGUAACGAUCCGACCAUGAUUGGAGUGGCUGUGGACACACUAGGAAUCCUGGGAUCAAAUGUAGAAGGCAAACAGGUUUUACAGAAAACUAGAAGUAGAUUUCAAAAUCUGUUAAACAGAAUAGGCCAUCAGGCAAAGAAUGCCCCCACAGAGUUACGACUUCGAUGCUUGGAUGCGAUUUCAUCUCUUCUUUACUUGCAUCCAGAGCAGCAGACAGAAGACCUUUUAAGAAUGACUGAAUCCUGGUUCACAUCCUUGUCUAGCCAGCCACUGGAACUCUUCAGGAGCAUCAGUACUCAGCCAUUCCCUGAUCUCCACUGUGGGGCUUUACGGGUAUUUACUGCUAUUGCAAAUCAACCGUGGGCCCAGAAGUUGAUGCUUGACAGUCCGGGGUUUGUGGAGUACGUCGUGGACAGGUCUGUGGAGCCUGACAAAGCUUCGAAGGAUGCCAAAUACGAACUGGUUAAGGCUCUUGUAAACUCUAAAACAAUCGCGGAAAUCUUUGGGAAUCAGUAUUACUUGAGGCUGAGGGCCUACUUGCGUGAAGGCCCUUAUUAUGUUAAGGCAGUUUCUACUACAGCCGUGGAAGGAGCAGAAUAA